Molecule: messenger RNA, 1361 nt
Organism: Eremomyces bilateralis CBS 781.70
Lineage: Eukaryota; Fungi; Ascomycota; Dothideomycetes; Eremomycetales; Eremomycetaceae
Exons: 2
Coding region: 69-1361 (430 amino acids)
Biological process (GO): maturation of SSU-rRNA
Cellular component (GO): cytoplasm
Source: RefSeq, a predicted model, not a curated record
CACGCACUUUGGAACUUCGACCUAUGACAACUCAUUAAUCUCCAGUCGCUGUUCCACCUCGUUGCACGAUGUCUAAAAAUGCAUAUGACAGCGACUCGUCUGGUGAUGACGAAAGCGUGUAUGAGGAAACAAAUGUUCUGCUUGGAUAUGCCUCGACAGAACCAGUCGACGAUCCCAUCAGCCACUUUGGUGGCAUUCCCACAUGGAUCAGCGAAGAUGAGUCCCCUUCGGCGACCUUGGUGAAAUGCAAAGUCUGCAAUGAUCUUAUGGUGCUCCUCCUGCAACUGCACAGCGACAUUCCAGAAAAGUUUCCUGGCCACGAACGGCGUCUAUAUGUCUUCACCUGCAAACGGAAAGCUUGUAGAAGAAAGAUUGGGAGUGUUCGGGGUAUACGAGCUACCAGAGUUGCAAAGGGGACCGCAGUUCGAAAUGCAAAGCCUGCGAAGGUGGAGGGCACUCAGGAAUCCGCUGUGGCCGCACCACGAUCCAAUCUGGGUGACGAGAUAUUCGGGGUGACCACGUCGCGAACAGCAUCGCAGGCAGGAAACCCGUUCUCAACUACGAACAGCUCAUCCGGACCGAUUAAUCCAUUUUCAUCGUCAUCAACCUCUUCACUCGCCGCGAAAUCUCCCCAGCCGCCUACUCCAGAUCCAUCAAGUCUGAAUACCUCAUUCGCGGAUGUGUUGAGAAUAUCCACUCCCGAAUCCACGUCCAAUUCCACAUCAGAACCGAAAUCGAACAUCGCAUCGACUUACGAACCAUGGCCACCACAAUCGUCCUUUCUUGAUCCAUACCCCCAGUUCUACCUGGAUGCAGACUACGAAACCCUUUCGCCUGAAUCAUCUCCAACUCUUCCUCCGAAUAUUUCCGCAUCCAUGGAUAUUGACACUACAGAAUCUGCCGCUGGAGGUGCUGCAGACGACGCGGACUUGUUCGAGAGCUCGGUGGAUAAGACUUUCCAAGCCUUUGCUCGGAGAAUGGAACAGAACCCUGAGCAAGUUCUACGAUAUGAGUUCGGAGGUUCUCCCGUGCUAUAUCGGAAGAACGAUGCAAUAGGUCAAGUGUUUUCGUCCUCGCUAUCUAUCGGGGGUAAGGCCCAAGUCAUUGGUCCUGAGGCGCCAGCAAGGGUCCCGAAAUGCGAGAAUUGCCAGAGCGCAAGGCUUUUCGAAUGUCAGUUGACCCCGCAUGCGAUCACGGUGUUGGAGGAAAAUGAAGAGGGCUUGGAAGGCAUGGACUGGGGGAGUAUCAUAAUGGUGGUGUGUAGUAAAGAUUGCGUCCCACAGGGUAUUGACGAGGGCAAGACCGGGUUUGUGGAGGAAUGGAUCGGAGUUCAGUGGGAGGAACUGCUUGAAAAGAGAUGA